AAAUGCCAGAUAUUUUUAGAGUGUAACGGAAGGUGCAUGCAAGGUGGCAUAAAGUUUGGAGAUUUAUGCUCGUUCGACACAUUAUCAGUUAGUGAUGGAGGGGAACAUGAGUGGAAACCCGGGAAAAGAACAUGGAAAAGUUAGCAUUGACAAGCUCCUGUACAUGCUCAGCCAAGGCAGUAUGCUGUACAAGGUCAAAAGUGGAGGCUUACUUUACCCCCGGACAUUUUACCUGGAUACAGAAAACAUGGUGUUGCGUUACGCUGGGUCAGAAAAAAAAUUUCGCAAAAAGAGAAUCUCAUGGCCAAUAUCAAAGAUUCGAGAAGUUAGAGAGGGAGAAAAAGAUUACUCAAAAAGACUGGACCCUUAUGAUAGAGGGCAGUGUUUUGCUGUAGUGGUUGGUACUAAUCAUGAAGUUCUACACUUAAUGACUGAGUCUCAUCAACUGAGAGAUGACUGGGUCAAAGGUCUCCGAUUCGCUCUCCAUAUGGAACAGUACAUGGAUCAAAAACAACAGACUGACCGAUGGAUCAAAGAAGCCUUCCGAAUGGCUGACAAGAACAAUGAUGGAAGUCUUGACUUUGAGGAAAUUCUCAAGUUGCUGAAGCAGUUGAAUGCAGACAUGGAUAAAAAAUAUGUCCAGACACUGUUUGAUAAAGCAGAUACAACAAAAACCUAUGGCAAACCUGUGUUGGAUGCCGAGGAAUUUGUCAAGUUUUAUCACAUGUUAACAGAGAGGCCAGAAAUAGAUGAAAUAUUUAUGAAGUAUGAUGAUGGAAAAGGCUACUGGACCUUUACAGAUCUCUGCAAAUUCUUUUACCAUGAACAAAAGCUGGAUUUAACAGAGGACCAGUCCAAGGAAUUGAUUGCAGCAUUUGAACCUCAGAAACAGCUACAGCUAGAAGACCAACUAAGUCCUAUUGGAUUCAGAACACUUCUUGCCAGUCAUAACCAGCAGUUAUUUAACCCUGUACACCGGCGUGUCUAUCAGGACAUGACCCAACCCAUUAUCAACUACUACAUUAGCUCUUCCCAUAACACAUACUUGAUUGAGGACCAGUUGAAGGGACCAAGUCGAGUGGACGCUUAUAUUACGGCUCUGACCAGAGGCUGCCGUUGUGUUGAAUUGGAUUGCUGGGAUGGACCAGAUGAUGAACCGGUUAUUUACCAUGGUUACACGCUUACCUCUAGGAUCUUCUUCCGUGAUGUCAUUUCUGCCAUUAAGGACUACGCUUUUCAGUCUUCUCCAGAAAUUCCAUUCAGCAGCUACCCAGUAAUACUGUCUAUAGAAAAUCACUGCUCUGUUCGACAGCAAGGUGUCAUGGCAAAGUACCUGAAAUCCAUCUUAGGAGACCUACUAUAUGCCCCUGAAGAACCCCCUAACAGAAUUCCCUCUCCUCAUGACCUCAUGGGGAAAAUUAUCAUCAAAGGAAAGAAGUUGCAGUACAGCCAUAGCUCUACAGAUGAAGGGGAAGUCAGUGAUGAGGACGAGGCAGCAGACGUCAGCAAUGAAGCCGUUAAAACACCAAGCAAAAACUGUGAUCACAAGAUUAAGCUUUCUCCUGAGUUCUCAGACUGUGUGGGAUUCAAAGCUGUGGGAUUUAAAGGGAUAGAGGAAUCUAUCAAUUCAAAUGGCAUGUUUGUCUCCCUUGGAGAGAACAAGGUCCUGAAGAUGAUUGAGAAUGAUCGAGAUGGCAUCAUUCACCUGAACCGUCACAUGUUGGUGCGGACGUACCCAGCUGGCAGCAGGACAGACUCUAGUAACUACAAUCCUGUUCCUAUGUGGAAUGCAGGUUGUCAAGUUGUGGCAUUAAACUUCCAAACAGCUAGUGAACCAAUGCAGUUGUUACAAGGAAAGUUUAUGGACAAUGGAGGGUGUGGCUAUCUGCUGAAACCUGGCUUUUUAUUGUCAGAUGACAAAACAGCAAACCCACCAACAAGUAGAAAAAGGCUGAACAUCACUGUUGUCAGCGGAUACCAGAUUCCAAAGCCUAAUGAUUCCAAAAAGGGAGAAAUAAUAGACCCAUUCAUCAAAAUGGAAGUCCACGGGGCAAAGGAAGAUACCCAACAGUGCAAAACCAGUGUCAAGAACAACAAUGGUUUUAACCCUCGCUGGGAUGAAGAUGUUUCAUUCGUCAUCAAUCAGCCAGAUCUGGCUGUCCUUCGAUUUGUUGUCUAUGAUCAUGACAUAACUGUGGAUGAUUUUAUUGGAUACUUCUCUCUCCCAUUCCAUUCAAUUCAAGAGGGCUAUCGACAUUUUUCUUUACUUAACAAACGAGGAGAAAAAAUAUCCCAAGCUCUGAUUCUUCUGAAAGUUGAAAUCAAGGAAGCUUAAUACAAGUAGUGGGUUGUGGCAUUACAAAAGCAUUCAACUUUCAUUAAGAUGGCGAAGUUGUCACAGAAAUUUCAGAACAGCAGCAGUUUCUGUUUACAGCAGCAGUUUUUCUAUGAGAAGUUUAUAAUGUGCCAUACUGCAAAAGGACAGAACUGCUACAAAAUCUGAUAUAAAUACAAUUUGUCAGGGACCAAUUUUUACUGACGUACAAAAGCUUUAUGUGUUAUGUUUAUAUAAUCAGAGCAAUAGAUUUACAGUGAGAUGUAUAAAAAAAAAGAAUCGACAGAUGGUUGUGGUAAAAUGAUCUCUGCGUACUUAAUGUGUAAUCAUGCACUAUCAUAGUUAUUGAAAAAAGUGUGAUUUACAUGUAUAUACAACAAAAAAGAGGAACAACUUUAUUAUUUUUUACAAACAACUUAAAGGGUUGAACAAAAAUAUAUUUUAAAAUUAAGAAGUGAUUGUUUUAAAUCUUUGAGAUUUCAAUUGUAUACAUUACCGUUAUAGUGUUACUUGUUGAUAAUGCCUUUUACUGUCUUUCAUUGACCUAUUUAUUUUCUCUCAAACAUAAUGAUUAUGGAAAGGAAAUUUUCUUUACUCUCAUGUUAAAAAAAAAAUCAGUUUCACAGGACUAAUGUGAUUGUGUUUUCUAUAAGGUACCUUUAGAAACUGUACACAGAAAAAAAAAUCACUUUUCAGUUUGGGCACAGAAUUACCCUCUCUCCUCUUCCAGAGAACAGUUUUAUAGAUUAAGGUAUUAGAAGUUUUUUCUUAGAUUUGUUGUUUUUUUUUUUUUUUUGAUGGAAAAGAUUUUAGGUAGUAGUUAAAGUGCCCACUAUGUGCUUGGGGUAUUAGAUUUAUAUAGUUGAGGAAUAUUUAUGAUGCAACAUGAUAAUUUUUUAAAACAAAAAAUUAUCAGAAUAUACAAGUUAUUUCAUUAUUUACAUGUAUGUUGUUCUCUCUAACUUCAUAAUUGGAAGCCCUAUGUAAGCCGUAGAUUUAUUUUAUAUACAUCUGCUAUUAAAACAAAAUUUUCUCAUAUGUCUGUUUUAAGCUCAUCUGAGCUUUUCUGAUCAUAUUUUAUAAAUAUGAGAAAGAAGGGAAUUCAAGUUUGUUCAAAUGAAUUGCCACGCCCUCUUUUAAGGGGAGAUAAUUAAGAAUUAGUGAAAAUUUGGUAGUAUUUUUAAAAAUUCUUCUCAAGAACCACUGGCCCAAAAAAGUUGAAACUUAUGUGAAAUCUUCUUUACAUAGUGUAGAUUCAAGGGCCACAAUGGGGAAUCAAAGUUUUACAUAGGAAUAUAUGGGAAAAAAAUCUUUAAAGAUCUUCUAUGCAAGAUCAGCAAAGCCAUGUUUACUAAUAUUGAUAUGGAAGCAUCCAUAGGUAGUGAUGAUAUAAGUUUGUUUAAAUCAUGAACCCUUUGGGUUGGGUGGGGCCACAAUGGGGAAAGUUUUACAUAGGAAUAUACAGAAAUAAUUAUAUGGAAAUCUUUUUCUCAAGAACAGAAAAACCAUACUUAGUCAUAUUGAUAUGGAAGCAUCCACAGGUAGUGAUUCAAGUUUGUUCAAACCAUGACCCCUGGAGGUUGGGUGGCCUGGGCCACAAUUGGUGAUCAAAGUUCUACAUUGGAAUUUAUAGGAAAAAAUCUUUAAAAAUCUUUUUCUCAAGAACAGCAAAGCCAUGUAUAGUCAUAUUGAAAUGGAAUUAUGAAAUAUGAAAAAUGUUCAAAUCAUGACCCCAAGAGGUAGGGUUGGGCUACAUUUAUAAAAUUAUGACAGCUGGGGGUAGGAUUGGGUAACAACAGGGAUAAAAGUUUUACAUACUAGGAAUAUAUACAAUGUACAUGUAAUAGUAAAAAAUCUGAUGAUGAAGAACAGCAGGGCCAUAUUGACUCAGAUGAGCAUUGUGGCCCAUGGUAAAAUUUCAUUGUUUCUUAUUUACAAAAAUUUUUGAGGCAUUAAAAAUUAUUACUAUAAUAGAAUGAUAGAACUAUUUGGUUGUUUUAAUGCCUCAUUUGUUAUGAUAUAUAUAUAUAUAAUAAACAAGUUUAUUUCCUUCAUA
Saccostrea echinata is the source of this 4391-nucleotide messenger RNA. RefSeq names its product 1-phosphatidylinositol 4,5-bisphosphate phosphodiesterase eta-1-like. Gene Ontology annotation, molecular function: phosphatidylinositol-4,5-bisphosphate phospholipase C activity; calcium ion binding. Gene Ontology annotation, biological process: intracellular signal transduction; lipid metabolic process. The coding region runs from base 95 to 2335 and encodes 746 amino acids. The record is from RefSeq and is a predicted model, not a curated record. NCBI's taxonomy places the organism in Eukaryota, Metazoa, Mollusca, Bivalvia, Ostreida, Ostreidae. The transcript is spliced from 21 exons.